GGAUGUGGAAGUUGAAGAUUGGGGAAGGAGGAAAGGACUUAAUUUCAACGAACAACUUUAUAGGAAGACAAUAUUGGGAGUUUGAUCCAAAUGCAGGAACACCACAAGAACGUGCUCAAGUUGAAAGAUUUCGCCAAGAGUUCACAAAUAAUCGUUUUUCCACCAAACAGAGUUCUGAUCUAUUAAUGAAGAUGCAGCUAAAAAAGGAGAAUAAAUGUGGAGCAAUUCGAGCGGCAGUGAAAGUGGGAGAAGAAGAGAAGAUAACAGAAGAAGCAUUGAUUACAACAAUGAGAAGAGCUCUCACUUUCUCUUCCUCCGUUCAAUCACAUCAGGGUUACUGGCCUAAUGAGUUAGCUGGCCCUUUGUUUUUCAUUCAACCCUUGGUAAUGGCACUAUAUAUAACAGAAUCCUUGGAUGUUGUUUUAGGAGCAGAACAUAAGAAGGAAGUGAUACGGUAUUUGUAUAAUCAUCAGAAUGAAGAUGGCGGGUGGGGAACCCAUAUUGUGGGUCACAGCACAAUGUUUGGAUCAGCAUUGAGUUAUGUUGCAUUGAGAAUACUUGGAGAAAAACUUGAAGAUCAUCAAGACAUGCCAAUGGCCAGAGCCAGAAAAUGGAUUCUUGACCAUGGUGGCUUAGUGGCUAUUCCUUCAUGGGGAAAGUUCUGGGUUUCGGUGCUUGGAGUUUAUGAGUGGUCAGGUUCCAAUCCUUUUCCACCUGAAGUAUGGCUCGUACCCAAAUGUAGCCCUAUUCAUCCAGGUCAAAUGCUGUCCUAUUCUCGCUUGGUUUACAUGCCCAUAUCAUACGUAUAUGGCAAGAAAUUUGUGGCUCCCCUCACUGAUUUGAUCAGAUCUUUAAGAGCAGAAAUGUACAACGAACCUUAUGAUCAAAUCAAUUGGAAUAAAGCUCGAAAUAAUGUUGCAAAGGAGGACCUCUACUAUCCACAUCCUCUAAUCCAAGAUAUGCUAUGGGGAUUUCUUUAUCACGUUGGAGAACGUUUUCUAAACACUUGGCCGUUUUCCAAGCUUAGAGAAAAGGCAUUAAAAGUCACAAUGAAUCACAUACGAUAUGAGGAUGAGAUUAGUAACUACCUUUGCAUGGCAGUUGUGGAGAAGGUUUUGUCUUUAAUUGCUCAUUGGGUUGAGGAGCCAAAUUCAGAGACAUUCAAACUUCACUUAGCUCGAAUUCCUGAUUAUUUCUGGGUUGCUGAAGAUGGCUUAAAACUUGCGGCUCUGGGAAGUCAAUUGUGGGAUGCUGCACUUGCGGUACAAGCAAUAAUUGCUUGUAAUAUGAACGAAGAGUAUGGACAUGUACUUAAGAAAGCACAUGACUUUAUCAAAGCUUCACAGAUUCGUGAGAAUCCAAAAGGUGACUUCAAGGCAAUGCUUAGACAUAUAUCAAAAGGAGGGUGGCCACUCUCAGUUCGUGAUCAAGGUAUGCCAGUCUCGGAUUGCACUGGAGAAGGACUAAAGGCUGCACUUCUAUUAUCAAAAUUGCCAACUGAAUUAGUUGGAGAAAAAAUGGAAGGGCAAAGAUAUUAUGAUGCUGUGAAUGUGAUUCUCUCUCUACAAAGUAGUAAUGGUGGAUAUCCCGUCUGGGAGCCUCAGAUAGCCUUUCGGUGGUUAGAAAAAUUCAAUUCAACUGAAUUCUUUGAGUGCGCUACCAUUGAGAUGGAGUACGUAGAGUGCACUUCAUCAGCAAUGCUGGGCUUGGUUAUAUUCAGAGAACUUUAUCCAAACCACAGAAGGAAGGAAAUAGAUCAAUCAAUUUCCAAGUCUAUCCAUUUCAUUGAAACUACACAGAAUCCUGAUGGCUCUUGGUAUGGUUGUUGGGGAGUUUGUUAUACAUAUGGCACAUGGUUUGCUGUAGAGGCACUAAAAGCCGUUGGAAAGAACUACCAUAACUGUCCUGCAUUGCGCAAAGCAUGUCAAUUUUUGUUGUCUAAACAACUUCCUAAUGGCGGUUGGGGUGAAAGUUACUUGUCAUGCCGAAACAAGGUGUAUACAAAUUUAGAAGGUAACCGGGAAAACAUAGUUCAAACAUCGUGGGCUUUAUUAUCUCUUAUUGGGGCAGGGCAAGCUGAGAUUGAUCCAACACCCAUACACCGUGGAAUGAAGCUACUAAUCAAUUUACAAAUGGAAGAUGGAGACUUCCCUCAACCGGACGUCACAGGAGCAUAUUUUAGGAACGGUUUAUUGACCUAUGCUUCGUAUCGAAUGAUAUUUCCUACAUGGGCUCUGGGAGAAUAUCGCAACAGAAUUUUGCAGACGUGAACCAUUAUAUUUAUAAUAAUUUGAUCACAAAAAUGAUCAAAUUCUUGAAAUAACUCCUAAAUUUUUUCGAAGUUACCUUAGCCUUAUGAUUAUCAUGAAUUAUAAUAUGUUUGCUUGUCUACUACAUGUAAAAUAUGUUUCGUAUUUUGUAUGUAUUUAUUAUUGUAUUA
Arachis stenosperma is the source of this 2440-nucleotide messenger RNA. RefSeq names its product lupeol synthase-like. The transcript is spliced from 18 exons. The record is from RefSeq and is a predicted model, not a curated record. Bases 3 to 2270 code for a protein of 755 amino acids. Gene Ontology annotation, biological process: triterpenoid biosynthetic process. Gene Ontology annotation, cellular component: lipid droplet. Gene Ontology annotation, molecular function: intramolecular transferase activity. NCBI's taxonomy places the organism in Eukaryota, Viridiplantae, Streptophyta, Magnoliopsida, Fabales, Fabaceae.